AUUGUAGACUAUGGCGUUCCAGAAUUGCCCCGCUUCGAGAUCGACAGUUUCCUUCACCAAAUGUCCAAGCACACAUGAAGAGUGGAUGGCUGCAUCCAGACGAAAAAAUUGCUCAAGCAUUUCCCAAAACUGUACUAGUCCGAAAAAUUUCAGAUAUCAUUGUGUUUCAAACGCCUUCAUGAAUGAAACUAUUGAAGUGUGUGCUCCUGGAUUAUUUCUUUUAGGAUUUUGUCCAGAAUAUAAUUUCCGUGGGGAACGAAUACAAGAUAACUAUAAUGCUGAUUGUAAACGUUAUGCAGAGCCUUGCCCCAACAGAUACGAAUCUUGGAAGUCCUACAAAUUUCCAGAAUGUGUUACUUUGAAAAAACCAAAGCACAGAAGUGAAUAUUUAUUAUCGAAUAAAGCGUCAAAUUUUAGUUUAGUGAAGGAAAAAAUGAAAAGACCUGAAGUCAGUAUAGAAACCUCUGUGGACGUGAUUUUAUGGUCCUGUCUGAGCGUUUCAUGCGUUGUAUUCAUAUCAAUCUGUGUAUUCCUUUUUAUUUAUAAAAGAAAGCAAAGAAUAGAAGAGAAAUAUUCCAAAGAAAAGAGACCACUUAAUGAUAUCGAAUCCCAAAAAAGGGAUUCCUAAAAAAUCGGAUAGAGUAAUUAUUGUCACAUAACUUACUAAUUAUCAACAACUAUAUGAAGACAUUUGCAGGACAUUCAAUUUCAUAACAGACAAGAAAUCGUUAUUUUAACUUAGUACUUACAAAUAGUAAACAUUUCUAAUAUUUGCAAGA
Messenger RNA from Saccostrea cuccullata (small rock oyster), 779 nucleotides. RefSeq lists its product as uncharacterized. The transcript has 5 exons. Bases 11 to 628 code for a protein of 205 amino acids. NCBI's taxonomy places the organism in Eukaryota, Metazoa, Mollusca, Bivalvia, Ostreida, Ostreidae. The record is from RefSeq and is a predicted model, not a curated record.